This is a messenger RNA of Equus caballus (horse), 2792 nucleotides long. The record is from RefSeq and is a predicted model, not a curated record. NCBI's taxonomy places the organism in Eukaryota, Metazoa, Chordata, Mammalia, Perissodactyla, Equidae.
UGUGAUUAUCUUGUUUGUGGAUGCAUUUCCUUUCAUGUAAGUCAAUAACAUCUCAGGAUUGGGACACGCUGUUUUCUGGACACCGCUGGCCAGUUCCAAAAUGGAACAUCAAGAAGUGGUCUUUCUACUGCUUUUAUUUCUGAAGUCAGGUCACGGAGACAUCCUGGAUGACUAUGUAACAACCCAGGGGGCUUCACUGUUUACCUUCACCAGGAAGCCGCUUUCAGCAAGUAGCAUAGAAGAAUGCGAGGCAAAAUGUACGGAGGAAACAGCAUUUAUUUGCAGGGCAUUCCAAUAUCACAGUAAAGAGCCACGAUGUGUGCUCCUGGCUGAAAACAGGAAGUCUUCCCCAGUCAUGAGGAUGAGAGAUGUUAUUUUAUUUGAAAAGAGAAUUUAUCUUUCAGAGUGCAAGACUGGGACUGGAAGGAGCUACAGGGGCACGACGUCCAAAACGAAAAACGGGGUUUCUUGUCAAAAAUGGAGUGACACCUCUCCGCACAUACCUAAAUAUUCCCCUGAUAAGAAUCCUUCAGAGGGGCUGGAAGAGAACUACUGCCGGAAUCCGGACAAUGAUGAGAAGGGGCCCUGGUGUUACACCACAGAUCCAGGGACCAGAUUCGACUACUGCGACAUUCCGGAAUGUGAAGAUGAAUGUAUGCAUUGCAGCGGAGAAAAUUAUGAGGGCAAAAUUUCCAAGACCAUAUCUGGACUUGAAUGCCAGCCCUGGGCCUCUCAGAGCCCACAUGCUCAUGGAUACAUUCCUUCCAAAUUUCCGAACAAGAACCUGAGGAUGAAUUACUGUCGUAACCCUGAUGGGGAGCCCCGCCCGUGGUGUUUCACCAUGGAUCCCGACAAACGCUGGGAAUUCUGUGACAUCCCGCGCUGUUCAACACCCCCACCAUCUUCUGGUCCAACAUAUCAGUGUUUGAAAGGAAGAGGUGAAAACUAUCGAGGGAGAGUGUCUGUCACCCAAUCUGGGCUUACCUGUCAGCGCUGGAGUGAGCAGACCCCUCACAAACACAACAGGACCCCGGACAACUUUCCUUGCAAAAAUUUGGAUGAAAACUACUGUCGUAACCCUGAUGGAGAAACGGCUCCGUGGUGCUAUACAACCAGCAGUGAAACGAGGUGGGAAUACUGCAAUAUACCGUCCUGUACGUCCUCAUCAGUACCCACAGAAAUUACGGAUGCUUCAGAACCACCUGAACAAACUCCUGUGGUCCAAGACUGCUACCAGGACAAGGGAGAGAGUUAUCGAGGCACAUCCUCCAUCACUGUCACAGGAAAGAAAUGUCAAUCUUGGUCAUCCAUGACACCACACUGGCAUCAGAAGACUCCAGAAAAGUACCCAAAUGCCGACCUGACAAUGAACUACUGUAGGAAUCCAGAUGGUGAUAAAGGCCCUUGGUGCUACACCACUGACCCGAGCGUCAGAUGGGAGUUCUGUAACCUGAGAAGAUGCUCAGAAACACAACAGAGUUUCUCCAACAGCUCUCCAACUGACACCCAAGUUCCAAGUGUCCAGGAGCCUUCUGAACCAGACUGUAUGCUUGGGAUUGGUAAAGGAUACCAGGGCAAGAAAGCAACUACUGUUACUGGCACUCGAUGCCAGGCGUGGGCUGCCCAGGAGCCCCACAGACACAGCAUUUUCACUCCAGAAGCAAAUCCAUGGGCAAAUCUAGAAAAAAAUUACUGCCGUAAUCCUGAUGGUGAUGUCAAUGGUCCCUGGUGCUACACAAUGAAUCCACAGAAACUUUUUGACUACUGUGAUGUCCCUCAGUGCGAGUCCUCUCCAUUUGAUUGUGGAAAGCCCAAGGUGGAACCGAAGAAAUGUUCUGGAAGGAUUGUAGGUGGGUGUGUGGCCAUCGCACAUUCCUGGCCCUGGCAAAUCAGUCUUAGAACAAGAUUUGGAAGGCACUUCUGUGGAGGUACUCUUAUAUCCCCGGAGUGGGUGCUGACUGCUGCCCAUUGCUUGGAGAGGUCCUCCAGGCCUUCAACGUACAAGGUCGUCCUGGGUACACACCAUGAAUUACGUCUUGCAGCGGGCGCUCAGCAAAUAGAUGUGUCCAAGCUGUUCUUGGAGCCCUCACGAGCAGAUAUUGCCUUGCUGAAGCUAAGCAGCCCUGCCAUCAUCACCCAAAAUGUAAUCCCAGCUUGUCUGCCACCCGCAGAUUAUGUGGUCGCUAACUGGGCAGAAUGUUUCGUCACCGGCUGGGGAGAAACCCAAGACUCCUCUAAUGCUGGCGUCCUCAAGGAGGCACAGCUGCCUGUGAUUGAGAAUAAAGUGUGCAACCGCUAUGAGUAUCUGAAUGGACGAGUCAAAUCGACUGAACUCUGUGCUGGACAUCUGGUUGGAGGUGUUGACAGUUGCCAGGGCGACAGUGGAGGGCCUCUGGUCUGCUUUGAGAAGGACAAAUACAUUUUACAAGGAGUCACUUCUUGGGGUCUCGGCUGUGCACGACCCAAUAAGCCUGGUGUCUAUGUUCGUGUUUCAAGUUUUAUUAAUUGGAUUGAAAGAAUAAUGCAAAGUAAUUAAUUGGAUGGGAGACAGAGUGAGGCAUCAACAUAUCUAGAAGCUGGCACAUGGGUAGGGAAUUUAGCAUGCUCAGAAAUAAUUGACAGUAAUCAAACUGAGACACUGUACUUAGCUACCAUGUACUGCCAACCCUCAACGUUUUUUAGUAUUACUGUGGAUAAAUUUUUCCUGUCCAUGGACCGCUGGAUUCUGUAAUAAUAAGGCAUCACAGCUAUGACGUUUGUUGAAAAUAAACUCUGUACUUACUUUGAUUGAA